GAGCCAUGGUUCCGAUGGCGCCGGGUGUGCGGGGGGGGCCUCUGCUUCCUUUCUAGGACGUGACUUUAAACUUAAAAUGGAAACUUACAAAUAGGAACGUUGCUGUGGCACCACUCGCCUUCUGCAUCUGUGGGCGAAGAGGUUUCCGUCGCUGCACAGCCACGACCGCCACUUUACUGCGGAGAGGCGGGAUGGACAGGUUCCUGAAGAAGCGUGCACAGGAGGGCCUUGUGGGGAAAGGGCAGGAGCACGAGCCGCCGGGAGGAGACCGAGGCAGCCCGAGGAAAAGGCCCAGGCUGGGGGACCCGACCGGCCCCAGCUGGCGGCACAUCGCGGCGGAGGGGCUGGACUGCGAUUACACCGUGCUGUUUGGCAAAGCCGAGGCCGAUGAGAUCCUCCGAGAGUUGGAGGAAGAAGUGGAGUAUUUUACAGGUGCACUGGCCAAGGUUCACGUAUUUGGGAAGUGGCACAGUGUGCCAAGGAAGCAGGCAACAUAUGGCGACGCUGGGCUGACCUACACGUCAGGCCUUACCCUGUCCCCAAAGCCCUGGGUUCCAGUUUUAGAGCGUGUCCGGGAUCGAGUCUCUGAGGUGACAGGACAGACCUUCAACUUUGUGCUUGUGAACAGGUAUAAAGAUGGCCGUGACCACAUUGGGGAGCACCGAGAUGAUGAAAGAGAACUGGCCCCAGGGAGCCCUAUCGCCUCUGUCUCCUUCGGUGCUUGCAGGGACUUCAUCUUGCGGCACAGGGACUGCCGAGGAAAGAACCGGGGCCGGAGGGUGGAGGUGGUCAGGCUGCAGCUGGCCCACGGAAGCUUGCUGCUGCUGAACCACCCAACCAACACUCACUGGUAUCACAGUGUCCCUAUCCGCAAGAAGAUUUUGGCUCCACGGGUCAAUUUGACAUUUCGUACAGUUUUGCCUACUAAGAAACAAGUGUUUUGAAGGCUGAGUACUUCGAGUUCCUCUUCCCUAUGUACUCUGGGAGGAAGCUGCCUUGUCCUUUGUCCACAGAGCACUAGAGGAGGCUGGGAGAAAUUACAGGGCUGUUACAUAACAACGCACAAUUCAGAGGGUGUUUGUACAGCGUCGGCAAAUCAUGAGAGAAUACCCGCUGAUUCUUUUUUUCCUAACAAAAUGAUUCUUUUAUUGCUAUAAUACACAGCAGAUACAAAAGUACCUUUAGCAAAUCCAUACGUCAGCAGUUACCAUGGCAUAAAUUACUAGCUUAACUUAGGUUUUUCCAGAAGGAAGCUACUGACUGCAAAUAACUUAAAACUAGAAAUCAGAUCAUUUGGCUGCUCCUUAACCCCUAAUAAUGUACAAAAUGAGGAAGUAAGUUAGCUUCCAGUCAGGCUGUGGCUCACACUCGGUUCAUGGCCUCAGUUCAUGGCCAAAUUCACGCAGUGGCAGUGGCAGUGGCAGUGGCAGGUAGUGCGUGGGUGCAGCUACAGCAUUGUAAUGGGUCGGAGGUCACACAGAAUUGGGUGGAACACCAAAGCCAGGGUUUGCAGGGCCCGCUGUGGACAAUAAGGUGGUCGAGCUGCACUCACUGCUGCCCUGGCCUGGAGAGCCUGUGCAGCACAUCUACUGGUAGAAGAGUUACCGAGUCCUCAGGACACACACAGCCAGCCAUAAGCUGAGCACCUGCACUGUCUGCACUCUUAGCUGACACCAAGGCACAUCUGGAAGUGUCCCCCAGCUCAUCCCAGUGGAGAAAGCACAGUUCUUAGCCUGAUCUCAGGUGACCUUUUGGAUAGGUCUGAUUCCAAAUCUUAUCUCCAAAGAGUCAGUUUAAAUUUGGUGUCCUUUUAACAUUACAUUUAAAUCUUCCUAAGACAUAGGUACUAUUGUGUCAUCAAAAUGCCUUCGGCCCUGGGCUGCAUUUAUGAGACUUAUCUGAAAAGGGAAAAAAAGUGCUUAAUAUACUCUUAGAAUACUGGAAAUGCUGGGUAAAUUUAGAAUAUGGAUCUAGAACAAAAUGACAACAGAUGUUAGUAGUUAUGCGUGUCUAAAAAAAUCAAACUUCUUCCUGGGCUUUGGUGGUCACUGAAUCCACCCCUCACUUUACAAAUGAAAAAAACAGGUCCAGAGAGAUUGCAGCCCCAUGGUCAGCACCCUCCCUAAUCCAGCUCUCAAACUAAGCAGGGAUUGUCAUUUUAGACAACCCCAAACUUCCCCUGUGAACCUUAGGAGCUCUGUGUGGGCAAUAAAUAAAACAUUAAAAGAAGCAUUCCUGUGUAAUUGUUAUCUAUAGAGGGAAGAGACGUGACUGUGACGCCAAUGCAGAGAGCUGCUCAGUCUGGCAGCCACAGUUUUAUAAUAUACUACAAUAUCGCUCAAUAUACAGAAGAGGAAAGCAACAAAGCAUUUCACUUACA
Messenger RNA from Castor canadensis (American beaver), 2380 nucleotides. It is a transcript of the gene Alkbh2, whose product is annotated as alkB homolog 2, alpha-ketoglutarate dependent dioxygenase. Gene Ontology annotation, molecular function: broad specificity oxidative DNA demethylase activity; ferrous iron binding; cytosine C-5 DNA demethylase activity. Gene Ontology annotation, biological process: DNA alkylation repair. Lineage: Eukaryota; Metazoa; Chordata; Mammalia; Rodentia; Castoridae. The record is from RefSeq and is a predicted model, not a curated record.